Molecule: messenger RNA, 8692 nt
Organism: Erinaceus europaeus (western European hedgehog)
Lineage: Eukaryota; Metazoa; Chordata; Mammalia; Eulipotyphla; Erinaceidae
Gene: ANK1
Product: ankyrin 1
Exons: 44
Coding region: 168-6011 (1947 amino acids)
Biological process (GO): signal transduction
Molecular function (GO): protein binding
Source: RefSeq, a predicted model, not a curated record
CCCUGCCCACCCGGCCGCCGCCUUCCCUUCCCGCGCCGGGGAAAGACGCCCCCCCCUCCAGUAUAGUCUCCCCCUUGGGUGCCUCCAUCUCCUGGGGAGGGUGUCAACACCUGGAGAGCCUAGUGUGAGGGGUCCGGGAGGCGGGGACCCGGGCGCCGCGACCCGCCAUGGCUCAAGCGGCUAAACAGCUUAAGAAAAUCAAAGACAUCGAGGCGCAGGCCCUUCAGGAGAAGGAGAAGGAGGAAUCCAACAGGAAGCGGAGAAACCGCUCCCGUGACCGAAAGAAGAAGGCCGAUGCUGCUACCAGCUUUCUUCGGGCAGCAAGAUCUGGGAAUUUGGACAAAGCUUUGGAUCACCUGAGGAAUGGGGUAGACAUUAACACCUGCAACCAGAAUGGGUUGAAUGGCCUGCACUUGGCCUCUAAGGAAGGCCAUGUGAAGAUGGUGAUUGAGCUUCUGCACAAAGAGAUCGUUCUAGAAACAACAACCAAGAAAGGGAACACAGCUCUGCACAUCGCUGCUCUCGCUGGACAGGACGAAGUGGUACGGGAGCUGGUCAACUAUGGCGCCAACGUCAAUGCUCAGUCUCAGAAAGGCUUUACCCCACUAUACAUGGCAGCGCAAGAGAAUCACUUGGAAGUGGUUAAGUUCUUACUGGAAAAUGGAGCUAACCAGAAUGUAGCCACAGAAGACGGCUUCACUCCUUUGGCCGUGGCUCUGCAGCAGGGCCAUGAGAAUGUGGUGGCUCAUCUCAUCAACUAUGGGACAAAAGGGAAGGUGCGCCUUCCAGCCCUGCACAUCGCUGCACGCAACGAUGACACUCGCACGGCUGCUGUGCUCCUACAGAACGACCCCAACCCUGACGUGCUUUCCAAGACGGGCUUCACCCCCCUCCACAUCGCUGCUCACUAUGAGAACCUCAACGUGGCUCAGUUACUCCUCAACAGGGGAGCCAGUGUCAACUUUACACCACAGAACGGCAUCACGCCACUGCACAUCGCCUCCCGCAGGGGCAAUGUCAUCAUGGUGCGGCUGCUGCUGGACCGUGGGGCCCAGAUUGAAACUAGGACCAAGGAUGAACUGACACCUCUCCACUGUGCAGCUCGGAAUGGGCACGUGCGAAUCUCUGAGAUCCUGCUGGACCACGGGGCACCCAUUCAAGCCAAAACCAAGAACGGCUUGUCCCCAAUUCACAUGGCGGCUCAGGGAGACCAUCUCGACUGUGUCCGACUCCUCUUGCAAUACAAUGCAGAGAUAGAUGACAUCACCCUGGACCACCUAACGCCUCUCCAUGUGGCAGCCCACUGUGGCCAUCACAGGGUGGCCAAGGUCCUCUUGGAUAAAGGGGCCAAACCCAACUCCAGAGCCUUGAAUGGCUUCACUCCCUUACAUAUCGCCUGCAAGAAGAACCACAUCCGGGUCAUGGAACUGCUGCUAAAGACUGGGGCUUCCAUUGAUGCUGUCACAGAGUCUGGCCUGACACCACUCCAUGUGGCCUCCUUUAUGGGGCAUCUUCCCAUCGUGAAAAACCUCCUGCAGCGGGGGGCCUCGCCCAACGUCUCCAAUGUGAAAGUGGAGACCCCAUUGCAUAUGGCAGCCAGAGCAGGACACACAGAAGUGGCCAAAUAUUUGCUCCAGAACAAAGCCAAAGUCAACGCCAAGGCCAAGGACGACCAGACCCCACUUCACUGCGCAGCUCGAAUUGGCCACACCAACAUGGUGAAGCUCCUGCUAGAAAAUAAUGCCAGCCCCAACCUGGCCACCACUGCUGGGCACACACCUCUGCACAUCGCAGCCCGAGAGGGCCAUGUAGAAACAGUCAUGGCCCUUCUGGAAAAGGAAGCCUCCCAGAUGUGCAUGACCAAGAAAGGAUUUACCCCUCUCCAUGUGGCAGCCAAAUAUGGGAAGGUUAGGGUGGCCGAGCUGCUUCUGGAACGGGAUGCACACCCAAAUGCUGCUGGGAAGAAUGGCUUGACCCCGCUGCAUGUGGCUGUCCAUCACAACCACCUGGACAUCGUCAAGCUGCUGCUGCCCCGAGGUGGCUCCCCGCACAGCCCCGCGUGGAAUGGCUACACUCCUUUGCACAUUGCUGCCAAACAGAAUCAGAUGGAGGUGGCCCGAAGCCUGCUGCAGUACGGGGGGUCAGCAAAUGCUGAGUCUGUGCAAGGCGUGACGCCUCUUCACCUGGCUGCCCAGGAGGGACAUGCAGAGAUGGUGGCUCUGCUGCUCUCUAAGCAAGCCAAUGGUAACCUGGGAAACAAGAGUGGACUCACUCCCCUCCAUCUGGUAGCACAAGAAGGCCACGUUCCAGUGGCAGACGUGCUGAUCAAACAUGGUGUCACCGUGGACGCCACCACCCGGAUGGGUUACACUCCUCUCCAUGUGGCCAGCCAUUAUGGAAACAUCAGACUGGUGAAAUUUCUACUACAACACCAGGCAGAUGUCAAUGCCAAAACCAAGUUAGGAUAUAGCCCCCUGCACCAAGCGGCCCAACAAGGACAUACAGACAUUGUCACUCUGCUUCUCAAAAAUGGUGCUUCUCCAAACGAGGUCAGCUCGAAUGGAACCACACCUCUAGCGAUUGCCAAACGCCUGGGCUACAUUUCUGUGACAGACGUGCUCAAGGUUGUCACAGAUGAGAGUAGUGUCCUGUUAGUCAGUGACAAGCACCGGAUGAGUUUCCCCGAGACGGUCGAUGAGAUCCUGGAUGUCUCCGAAGAUGAAGGAACUGCUCAUAUAACUAUAAUGGGGGAAGAGUUUGUUGGAUCCAAGGCUGAAAGGCAAGAUUCCAGGGAUGUGGAUGAAGAGAAAGAACUGCUGGAAUUUGUGCCAAAGCUGGACCAAGUGGUGGAGUCCCCAGCCAUCCCCAGGAUUCCCUGUGUCACACCUGAAACUGUGGUGAUCAGGUCCGAGGAACCAGAACAGGCAUCUAAGGAGUAUGACGAGGACUCCCUCAUCCCCAGCAGCCCAGCCACAGAGACCUCAGACAACAUCAGCCCAGUGGCCAGCCCCGUGCAUACAGGGUUUUUGGUGAGCUUCAUGGUGGAUGCUCGGGGAGGCUCCAUGCGGGGGAGUAGGCACAACGGCCUAAGGGUGGUGAUCCCACCCCGGACAUGCGCAGCACCCACCCGCAUCACCUGUCGCCUGGUCAAGCCCCAGAAGCUGAGCACACCACCCCCCCUGGCUGAAGAGGAGGGCCUAGCCAGCAGGAUCAUUGCCCUGGGACCCACUGGGGCCCAGUUCCUGAGCCCUGUGAUUGUGGAGAUCCCCCACUUUGCUUCCCAUGGCCGUGGGGACCGGGAGCUCGUGGUGCUGCGGAGUGAGAACGGCUCUGUGUGGAAGGAGCACAAGAGCCGCUAUGGAGAGAGUUACCUGGACCAGAUCCUCAAUGGGAUGGAUGAAGAGCUGGGCAGCCUGGAGGAGUUGGAGAAGAAGAGGGUCUGCCGAAUCAUCACCACCGACUUCCCCUUGUACUUCGUGAUCAUGUCCCGGCUCUGCCAGGACUAUGACACCAUCGGCCCUGAAGGGGGCGCUCUGAAGAGCCAGCUGGUCCCAAUGGUGCAGGCGACCUUCCCAGAAAAUGCUGUCACCAAGAGAGUGAAGCUGGCACUGCAGGCUCAGCCUGUACCAGAUGAGCUGGUCACCAAACUCCUGGGCAACCAGGCCACGUUCAGCCCCAUUGUCACCGUGGAGCCAAGGCGCCGGAAGUUCCACCGCCCCAUCGGGCUUCGAAUUCCACUCCCUCCUUCCUGGACAGACAACCCCCGGGAUAGCGGGGAGGGUGACACCACCAGCCUGCGCCUCCUCUGUAGUGUCAUUGGAGGGACAGACCAAGCUCAGUGGGAAGAUAUAACAGGAACAACCAAGCUUGUAUAUGCCAAUGAAUGCGCCACCUUCACCACCAAUGUCUCUGCCAGGUUUUGGCUGUCUGAUUGUCCAAGGACAGCUGAGGCUGUAAACUUCGCCACUCUGCUAUACAAGGAGCUCACAGCUGUGCCCUACAUGGCCAAAUUCGUCAUUUUUGCCAAGAUGAAUGACCCCCGGGAAGGGCGUCUGCGCUGCUACUGCAUGACAGAUGACAAAGUGGACAAGACCCUGGAGCAGCACGAGAACUUCAUCGAGGUGGCCCGGAGCAGGGACAUAGAGGUUCUGGAAGGAAUGCCCCUUUUUGCAGAGCUCUCUGGGAACCUGGUACCUGUCAAAAAGGCUGCCCAACAGCGGACUUUCCACUUCCAGUCGUUCCGGGAGAACGGCCUAGUCAUCCCCGUGAAGGUGAGAGACAGCAGCCGAGAACCCGGAGGAUCCUUGUCAUUCCUGCGCAAGGCGAUGAAGUAUGAGGACACCCAGCACAUUCUCUGCCACCUGAACAUCACCAUGCCCCCCUGCACCAAGGGGAGUGGAGCCGAUGACAGGAGAAGGACUCUGACCCCGCUGGCCCUGAGAUACAGCAUCCUCAGCGAGUCCACACUGGGCUUUCUCAGUGGGACAGACCGGGCAGACAUGAAGACGGCCAUUAUAUCAGAGCACCUUGGCCUCAGCUGGGCAGAGUUGGCCCGGGAGCUGCAGUUCAGUGUGGAAGACAUCAACAGGAUCCGUGUGGAAAAUCCCAACUCCUUGUUAGAUCAAAGUGCAGCCUUGCUGAACCUCUGGGUCAUCCGGGAAGGAAAAAGUGCAAAGAUGGAGAACCUGUAUACGGCCCUGCGCAACAUCGAUCGCAGUGAGAUUGUGAACAUGCUGGAGGGUUCGGGCAGGCAGAGCCGCAACCUGAAGCCGGAUCGCCGGCACACAGACCGGGAUUACUCCUCGUCCCCCUCCCAGAUGAAUGGUUACUCCUCGCUGCAGGACGAGCUGCUGUCCCCUGCCUCCCUGCACUACGCGCUUCCCUCUCCGCUGCGCGCAGACCAGUACUGGAACGAGGUGGCCGUCAUAGAUGCCAUCCCCUUGGCUGCCACGGAGCAUGACGCCAUGCUGGAGAUGUCUGACAUGCAGGUGUGGUCCGCAGGCCUCACACCCUCCCUGGUCACUGCUGAGGACUCCUCUCUGGAGUGCAGCAAGGCCGAGGACUCUGACGCCACCGGCCACGAGUGGAAGCUGGAGGGGGCCCUCUCCGAGGGAGCCCAGGGCCCCACACUGGGCUCUCUGGACCUUGUGGAGGACGACACAGUGGAUUCAGAUGCCACAAAUGGCCUUAUCGAUUUGCUUGACCAGGAGGAAGGUCAGAGGUCAGAAGAGAAGCUGCCAGUUCCUAAGAGGCAGGAGCAGGACAUGGCAGGUGCAGGGCAGGACUCAGAGAAUGAAGUGUCUCUUGUUACAGGCCAGCAGAGGGUGCAAGCCCACAUCACAGAGUCCCCCAGUGUGAGCCGGGUCAUGGAGACCAGCCAGGACAGACUACAAGACUGGGACCGAGAGGGCUCCAUCGUCUCUUACUUGCAAGAUACUGCUCAAGGCUUCUGGCAAGAGGAGGUAACACAAGGCCCACAGUCCUUACAAAAAAUAGUCACCACCACCAUCAAAGUGCUGGAGCCCAGUGGGUCUCAAGAAUAUGAGAAGGUCCUCAUGUCUGCAACUGAACUCCUGCAGACAGAGCAGUCCAGGGCUAAGAGCCCCCAGGCUGACAGGGAGUGGAGACAACAAGGCCCCCACGAGUGGACACAAGAGGCCGAGAGCACCUUCUCCCAGAUGGUAAAGGGAGACGAGCUUCAGAAUAUUCCAGGGGAGCAGGUGACAGAGGAGCAAUUCACAGAUGAGCAGGGCAACAUUGUCACCAAAAAGAUCAUUCGGAAAGUCGUUCGACAGAUAGACUCGUCUGGUACAGGUGACACCCAGGAGCUCGAGGAGGUGAUUCUUGAAGGGCCCUUAGAGGACCCCAGUGAGAUGGAGGCCGAUAUUGCUCACUUUAUGAGCCAUGCCAAGGUGGAGCUCAGAGGGAGCAACCUGCAGCCGGACCUGAUAGAGGGCAGGAAGGGGGCUCAGAUAGUGAAGCGGGCCAGUCUGAAAAGGGGGAAGCAGUGAUAUUGAGCCCUAAGCCACUCAAAUGGCCUCUCUGGAGGAUCAUACUUCGACCCCCAAUCCCUGAACUCCACACACUUUGCCAUGCACACAGGAGGAGAGCGGGACGGAAGGCUGCAGAAGGGCACACACCUCCAGGCAUGACCUCUGUAAGGGGCUUCCUUUAGUCUCCUAUUCGCAUGAACGACUGGCAUGACUCCUCAAUCCUGCCUCUAGUGAUGACAACAAGGAUGGAUCUCUGCUGGGAAUCAGGACAAAAGCAGCAAGAAGGAGAAAAGAGAGAGAGAGAGAGAGAGAGAGAGAGAGAAGAAAGAGAGAGGGUGAAGGAUAGAAAACUAGCCUGAGCAAGUGCGUGAAUGCGAACAUGAACAAGGGCUCUUUUGUGGCUGGGGAUGAUAUAUUUUUUUAAAAAAUCAUUUUAGUUUUAACUUGUUACAGGGUACUCUUUUUUCAACCUCAUCUGUAAGAAAUCCAUGCGGGCUUCCUGGAAUAGGCAGGAAAAAUAUAAAAAAGAAAACUAGGUAUGAAACCAGUUUCACACCUUACCAGGUCCCUAUCUGCCAGUCUUCCUCACCUGUACCCCUCCAUUCCACAUCCAACAGUCCCCUCCUCCCACUGCGUGCUACAUGCUAUUCACACUCACACACACACCCACACACACACACACCUCCCCUCUAUUCAGUAUAAACACAGAUUUUACUGUGACAUCCGAAACUGUAUAGAAUCUCCUGUGGAUAAACUGGAGUUUUAUAUGUCAUAUCUCUCCCUCUCCCUCUCCCUCUCUCUCUCUCUCUCUCUCUCUCUCUGUCUGCCAGUUUCAGCAUCAAUCAUCUUCCCAUGGAAAAUAUUACCUUUAGAGUGCAUUCAGGGUUCCUUGUGUUAGGGACUUAAGAAUCUGUGGCAAGGGCCCCGUCCCCACCCUCACCCCCAGGCUUAGUGGUAAGGUAGAGGCAGCGGGGGAGGGGCAGUCCCCCAUAUGAGAGAGUCUUCACUCUCAAUGGGGGAGGGGUCAGAGGGGGCUAUGGCUGUCCCAGGAUUGCACCAGCAUGUUCAAUAGAGAAGAGGUUUUCUAUAUCUUCAGCACUUAUAUCAUAGUCUGUGUUCAAAGUGUAAACUGUACAGUAAUCAGCCUUGUGUAUAUGAAAAACAAUACAAACAAACAAUAAAUACUAUGCAAACCAAUAGAAACACUUUAGCAGUAUGUACAAAGCACUAAUAAUAGCUCAGCUCCUGAGGACUUCUCCGGGCUGUGGAAGAAGGAGCUACAUAGCCUGUCUCUCCGUGAAAGAGGAAGGAAGGGCAGGAGGGCUAGAGAAUGGAUCUGCCAGUUCUUAGAGGGCGACCGCCCUCCCCGAGCUCCCAGAGCGAACUUGGUGCUCUAACUCCAGGCAGCCGGCAGGUUGGGGGCAUCUAAGAUGGACAGCCUCGGUCUCCCCUCACCCCCCACCCUAGCCAAGUCCCUGAGGCCCCUCCACUUCACCAGGGAGAGGGGGCAAGGGGCUACUUCUGGACCACAUGCCCAGCGUGGGGAGGAGGAGGAGCAGGAGAAGGAGGAGGAGGACAGAGCCGCUGACCACCGGGAGGCCCGGGGCUGGGCUGGAAACCCGCCUCGGCUAAGCCCCAGUCUGGGGCAGCAAGGAAACUGCUGGCUGGCUGUUCUUCGCCUCGGUGCCAUCAGGGAAGAGCCUUAAAGUUACACUAGAGCCUCCGGCGGAGGGAGGCCCGAAUCAGCACAAUCCUGGCGCCGCCCUGCCGGACGGGCACCCCCUUCGGGCCAACAGAAGGACUACUGCUAGGCUCUUCUACUCGCACGGGAGCCUGGGGGGGCGGAAGUCCAGUGACCCUCCUCCCCGCCGCUCUGCCGGUCACAUUCAGACCUUCCAAGCCGCACAGAAGCUCCCUCCUUCCACGGCCCCGGCGCGCGCCCCCAGCCGCACGAGCCCGACGUCGUACGCCGCGGAGCCGGCGCCUGGGCGCUCAAGAUUGGACCGAGCGGGUUUCGCUUUUGCUUUCUUAGAGGGACGAGAGUGGCAUCAGAGCUGGCGGCCUCACUUCCCACCCACCUCGGGCUUGCAUGGAGGAAGUGCAGCCUCAGCCCCACCCCGGGAUGGGGGGUGGCGAGGGAGGAGCGCAGAGCUACCCGGGGAGGGGCCUUGGGAGACCCGCCCGGGAGACCCAAGUUCCCCCGUGGCCUUACGCCCUCCACUCCCGGGCCGCCGCGGCCGCCCAGCCCCGCAGGCCCUCGCAGAGCUCCCCGUGGGCCCCGCGGCUCCUGGCUAUGCUUUGGCACCUCGCUCCGUCUGGCUUGGCCGCUUGCCCGCCAGCCCCAGCCCUCGGCGGCAUAGCUGCUCGCUCCAGUUGCUCGUAGUAGCUGUUGGGGGUGGGGGAGUUUGGGGUCUCCACUUGAUGCCUAUAGAAUGCUGCAGUCUGCACCUUAGACGCUUUUUAGAAGUUUUGGAAUUACCUUGAAUUUUUUUAAUUGUUACGGGAAAGAAAAUAAAAACUAAUAACAAAAAACACACAACCAAACGAAUAUUUUCUUGGGUUCUCUCCCACCUGCUCUGUUAUUGGGAGAGAACCCUCAUUCCCACUUCACCCCACCCCACUCUGAUGGAUAGACCAUUCUCCCUACACCAGCUCAAUCAACAAAUGUCAAGAUUAAUAAAGAAAUGGACUCAUGUAAA